Messenger RNA from Tarenaya hassleriana, 1709 nucleotides. Its product is annotated as glycerophosphodiester phosphodiesterase GDPD3. The record is from RefSeq and is a predicted model, not a curated record. The coding region runs from base 424 to 1527 and encodes 367 amino acids. Lineage: Eukaryota; Viridiplantae; Streptophyta; Magnoliopsida; Brassicales; Cleomaceae. Gene Ontology annotation, biological process: glycerophospholipid catabolic process. Gene Ontology annotation, molecular function: phosphoric diester hydrolase activity. The transcript has 8 exons.
AAAACCACCUAAAAAACAAUUUUUUUUUUAAAAAAAAAGACUUUCUAGUUUUUGGUGGGAGAAAAAGGAAAGCCUGUGUUAUAAAAAUCCAAAGAAGCAAUCGAAACAUUCGACCUUUGUUUUCAGAAGAAAAAAAAGGGACGAAAGCAAGGUUCAAAGAGCAUAUUCUUCCAAUAAGAAGAUCGUUGACCUUUCCUCUCAGGUGAGGAAAAAAAACUCCUGAAGUUCUUCGAAUGGAAUAUUCCAUUCGAUCUCUAGAGCCUUCUUCUCAUGUAUCGAAUGGAAUAUCCUUGUACGAUCCUCCCAUGGAAAUUCUCUCAUUGUUCGUCAUCGAUUCCCCCUUCCUUCAACUCCGUUUUUCUAAAUUUCAAAACCUUUUUCAUUUAUUUAGCUUCUUAAUCUCUUGAACCCUCGUAAGAAACCAUGGUCCUGAAGGCUGUUCACGUCUCCGAUGUCCCUAAUCUCGACCAAGUACACGUCAACACGACGUUGUCCGCCUCCUCUGCUCGGUUCUCGAUCGAUGACAAGGGGCAAGCUUUUAGUUUCCCGGAAUUUGUAGUGAUGGGUCAUAGAGGAUUCGGGAUGAACAUGCUUCAAUCUCCGGAUAAGAGAAUGAAAUCGAUCAAAGAGAAUUCGAUUCUUUCCUUCAAUGCCGCUGCAGAUUUCCCUAUCGACUUCAUCGAGUUUGAUGUUCAGGUUACGCGAGACGGUUGCCCUGUGAUUUUCCAUGAUAUCUUCAUGUUUACUCAAGAACAGGGAGAGAUUGUUCAGAAGAGGGUAACCGAGCUGAGUUUAGAUGAAUUCCUCUCCUACGGACCGCAAAAAGAUACCGGAAACAUCGAGAAGCCAAUGUUGAGGAAGACGAAAGACGGUAGAAUGUUCGAAUGGAAGGUCGAGAAGGAUGAUCCUCUCUGUACCCUUCAAGACGCUUUCGACAAAGUGAAAUCUUCGUUAGGUUUCAAUAUCGAGCUCAAAUUCGAUGACAAUAUCGUCUAUAGAGAGGAAGAUUUAGUUAGCACGCUCGCGAUUAUCUCCAAGGUAGUGCAUGAACAUGCCAAGAACCGGCCGAUAAUCUUCUCGAGCUUUCAUCCCGAUGCAGCUCAGCUUAUCAGGAAGAUUCAGAGAUCUUACCCGGUUUUGUUCAUAACAAAUGGAGGAUCUGAACUCUAUAACGACGCAAGAAGGAAUUCAUUAGAGGAAGCCGUCAAGGUUUGUCUUGAUGGCGGCUUGCAAGGGAUAGUUUCCGAGGUUAAGGCCAUCCUAAGAAACCCGAGCUCGGUUACCCGAAUCAAGGAAUCGGACCUUUCCCUUAUAUCCUACGGCCAACUGAACAAUGUCGGAGAGGUGGUCUGGUUGCAGCGCCUAAUGGGCGUCGAGGGAGUGAUCGUCGAUCUCGUCGAGGAAAUCUCCGAGGCUGUGGCCGAUAUCGGAGACCGGAACGAGGGAGAAGAGAAGAAAAAGGUUAAGUUUUCAAAGGAUGAGCUCUCCUUCUUGUUAAAGCUUAUACCAAAGCUGCUUCAACAGUGAAGAUUUCGUAAAUUUUCCUCGACCGUUUAUUGCUUGUGAAUCAUAUUUAAUAUUUCUCCUUGUCGGUCGAAUUUAGAUAACAAGUGCAGUUUGAACUCCAGAAGCUUGUGGAUGAAUUGUGUGUCUCCUCAGCUGAGUAAUUCUGUGUCCACAGUUACAUCAUUUUAGCAUUUAUUUUCUAA